Molecule: messenger RNA, 2747 nt
Organism: Zeugodacus cucurbitae (melon fly)
Lineage: Eukaryota; Metazoa; Arthropoda; Insecta; Diptera; Tephritidae
Product: epidermal growth factor receptor kinase substrate 8
Exons: 7
Coding region: 263-2422 (719 amino acids)
Biological process (GO): Rho protein signal transduction; regulation of Rho protein signal transduction
Cellular component (GO): plasma membrane
Molecular function (GO): actin binding
Source: RefSeq, a predicted model, not a curated record
AAUUAAGGUUGUGAUAAAUAAAAUUUAUGUAAGAGUAAACUAUUACACUAUUACUUCAUUAUAAAGGAAUUUUCUUCGGCCGAGGAAGAUAAGAACACUAAAAUUAGUGUUGUGCCAAUGCCGCAGUAUAUGGUGCAAAUAUUUUGAUAUAUAAUUAGACACAUGAGCAAUAAUUGUGGAAAAGCUUUAUCUAAUCAAAAUUGAAAAAGUACCCAAAACAUUUCCCAUUUAUUCAGUGAUCUCAGUUUGUGGCUUCUUCGAUAUGCAUGCUGCUAUGAUGGUGCAGAAUAAUUACGGUGGCAAGUUCAGUAAUAAUGAACAACAACAAGAUCUUUCCAAUAUUGAUGCAGUUAAUGGUGACAAACCCACUUAUGCGUUGGAACACUUAGCCACUUUUAAAGUAAAACAUGAAUCCGAGAUACACAACCCAAAGGAAAAGUUAAAGAUUCUGAUGAAGUUGGAUGAGUCUGGAGCCAUUUGGCCACAGAAAAUGUUUAUGUCCUUUAGUGGACAAUGGCUGGUAAUGUUGGACUGUGAAAUGAAGGAAAUUGAAAAUUUCCCAGGUUCGCUCAUAAAAGAACCAAUGGCAUUCAUCAGUGAGGAUCCAUUAGAGAUUUACAAUAAUAUACUCGUAUUCACAGUACCAGGUGUAUCUUUGGGGACAACGGAAAUGCACUUUUUUCAGGUGACGAAUGUAUCGUCUAAACAUUUAGUUGAGGACUUAAAACAGCUAAGCACUGGCAAAGCAGUAACGAUUGAUCGAAACUUGACACCCAUUAAAGUACCGAAGCCGGAAAAGCACUCCCAUAAUACUCGCGAUCAAUACGGUAUUGCCGUAGCUGCCGCUGAAGUGGCGGCAGAAAAAAAUGCUCAUGACGCUGAGCAAAGCUUACGAGACAUCCAGGUCCUGAAUCAUUGUUUUGAAGACAUCGAAAGAUUUGUUGCACGCCUACAAUAUGCUGCGGAGGCACUACGAGAAUUAGAACUACGUCAUAAUGAUCACAAUCCACAUGGAGAAGGACUGCUGGUAUUACGGUCACGGCCACCCAUAGAAAGCGAGUUUUAUGACAUUUUCGCCAAAGUUAAACUGGCUAUAAACUAUGUGGUUAGGCUAAAUAAUCAUUUCUCUAAUGGCACGGAACCGAUUUCGGAUCUAUUCAUAUCGUUGCGUACCAUUGUGAAUGUUUGUAAUGAUGUACACGUCGGUGUUAAUAUACCCGAUAAUGUUGUUAAUCCACUGCUGCGACGUGAAACUGUACAAUUUCUAUCUGGUUGUUUAAAUGCCUCGGACACUGAUUUCUGGCGAUCAUUAGGAAAAAAUUGGACCACACCAAAGGAAUAUUUUAAAGAUCAUAAAGGAACUUAUCACCCAAUUUUCUACGACGAUUGGUCACCGGAUUGGAUAGUUGACGAAGAAGUUACUUACAUACCGCCGCCAAAUCCGAACUCGCCAGUGACUCCACGGAUUUUAGCAAGUAAUGCUGUUUGGCUAUCGCGUUUGCAAUCAAGAAACGUGAAAAUUGCAGAAGUGGUUUAUAAUAACAAAGCAAAUAACGAUAAGGAGUUGAACGUCACAAUCGGAGAAUACCUUGAGGUUAUCGAUGAUACACGCAAUUGGUGGAAGGUCAGAAACUCAGCGGGUAAUGUAGGUUAUGUUCCGCACACAGUCCUUAAGGCGCAUAACUUUGAAGUGCAUUCCAAUUACUCUAUGAGGGAUACGGACUCUAUUGUGUCAUCUUUGCACGAAACAGAAGCAGUCAAUGGGAAUCAAAAUAAUGCGAACAACAUGUAUCGAAACACACUAACUCCUUUUGUUGAUGCACCAGAACGCGAAUCGAUGUCUUCAACAAAUGUAUCAAAAUCUAUGCCGCGCUCUUACAGCAUGCCAAAUGUUCCGAUUCCACCGCCUAUGCCUCCUCCGACAGAUAGUGAGACACCGACCCCAACUGGUACCCUCAAGCGGAAUAUGGCUGCCGCUGGCAGUUUGGCAGCAAUGAGAGCUCGCAAUGACAAUGAAGACGAGUUGUUAAUGUUGCAAGGGACAAUUAAUGAGGAAUUGAGAGCAACACUAUAUCAGCGAGAACGACGCAAAGAUCUUGAAAUAUUAACAACGCCUAAUAUAUACAUAAACCAGUAUUCGUCACCAAAGGAAGUUGAGGAAUGGCUACGUGCUAAAGGUUUCCCAAAUGUUAUAGUGGCAAAGUUGAGCAAAUUAAAUGGAGAGGAACUAUUUGCACUUUCACCACAUGUCAUAGAGGGAUAUUUCGGCCAAAAAGAGAGUAGACGUUUAAUUUCUCAAAUAGUUCUUCAGAAAAACAUCUGUGAAUACAAAACGAUUCGUUCUUCUGAGUUAUCGGCAAAAUUAGCGAAAGCUCGUCAAAAAGCGGACCAGCAGGGCAACGAUCCAAAUGAGGUAUUCUAAUUAAGUGUAUAUUAUGCAUUUUCUACGGUUUAAAUGCGUUGAGAAUUUUCACACGUAUUUAUCGUCAGUAAUCGUUUCCAACUUCUUUUCCUUAGUUUUAGUAGAAAAUGCCAAGCAAAUCCCAGGCUAAAAUACGAUUCUCUUACUGGUAGCAUACUGCAAAUUUGAUGAAACCUUAUCUUAUAAAUGCUUUAAAUCUUAUAACAUGUAACUCUAUCAUUUUAUAACAUAUACUUACAUACAUAUGUACGAGUAUAUAUGAAGUGACAAGUACUAAUUGCACUUUUUAUUAAAUAUAAUAUUAUUUUCAUCUACAAUUAUUUUA